Lymnaea stagnalis (great pond snail) is the source of this 5214-nucleotide messenger RNA. The record is from the annotation of a GenBank genome assembly. NCBI's taxonomy places the organism in Eukaryota, Metazoa, Mollusca, Gastropoda, Lymnaeidae.
CUUUUUUAUGUUUCAAGUAAAAAAUGAAAAACAUAUAAUCAUGAUUAAUUGAAGUAAUUGAGAUUAUUUGUUUUAAUAGGUACGCUAUUUAUCUUUCGCUCCUGCUAAGCUUUCAAAUGCAUAACCAACCUAACGUUGCUAGAUGUAUGUUUAAAUUCCACCUGAAGCCACUAGUACAAAAUAUAUCAUGAGAGAUUUGCAACAAAAAAAAGUUAGUUAGUGAGCUGUCUUUACUCUUCACAGGUAAACUCAUCGGUGAAAUACCAGAUGUCAUUGCAAGUGGUGGCAUACUUCAAACAGGAGGAGAUUUAACAGAGGAAGAAAGGGAAAGAAAUAAAGAAAUGGAAACAACUAAGGAAAGAAGGGAAACGACGGAAGAAGAGAGGGAAACAACUGCAGUAGGAAAGAAAAAAACAAAAGAAGCUGAGAAAGGGAUUGGUAACUCUGAGAAAAUACAAGUAAGCCUCAAAUGGGAAGAAGGGACUAAAUUAAUCCAAAGUGCAUCACAUCAAGACCCGGUGAAGACAGAUCAAGCAACAACAGAGUCAAUGGGAAACAUCGUUGAACUAACAGAAGGAGGAAAUAAAACAACUUUAGGUGAGGAUGAACAAACAAAAUCGUCUUACAAGAGAACGAGAGAAGAAGAGGAGAGGCCGACGAUUUCAAGAAGGGGAAUUAAAAAUGUUCAGCAAACCAAAAAAUCAAAGGAGAAAAUCAAAGAUGUCAAGGAAAGGCUGAUAAAAUCGCUGGAGGUAGGUAACGCGCCGGAGGAAGGAGCCAGACAUUUAAAGAGAUCCAAAGCGUCAAGGAAAACACCUGAAGAAUCCGAAGCGGGUACUAGCCCAUUAGGAAAGAUUAGAAAAGUUUUAUCGGACAGAAAAACUCAAACAGCGAAGAGACCUAAAAUAGUCAAAAAGAGAGCUAAAAAAUCAAGGAAGCAAACGAAACAAUCAGAAGCAAACCCUACAUCUGCUAUAAUGUUGCCUGAAGAUAUGAAGUCAGCACAAAAGGGAAACAACCUUGCAGCAGUUGAAGACAACGUUUGUGAGUUUCUUUCAGGUUACGCUAAAUGUUGUAUAUUCUCUUUGAAAUUUAAAUCCUUAUAUAACAAUAACGGCAAAUGGUGGGCGCAACUACUUGGUUUGGCAAAACUUAAAAAUCUCGUCUCAGAAGCAACGAGAACGAUGCGCUACGAAAUCUGGCAAUCUUUUCAGUGACAACCGUAUUACACAGAUAUUUAUUUAUAUUAUUUAUACAUGUUUUAAAACAAAAUUAUACCGAGUGAUCUUCUAAAGUGGAAAAGACAAACGUCUUUAAAAAUAACAACAUUUUUGGGGGUUAAAUAAAUGAAUAAAACAAUUUAAUGCACUGAAAAAUCGUUGGGUACAACACUAAUAAAUCAAUUUAUUUAAUUGCGUUCAAUGUUAAUGAGUUAUCACCAGAAAAUAAACAAAAUCAUUAACUCAUAUAGGGGUAUUCAUUGUAACACGUGACUAGAGAAGCGUUCACUUUUUUCUGUCCGGACUGAUGGGGUGAGAUACAUUAUUUCAUAUCCCUUGACCAAGAAAUGAAUCUCCGAUAUCCACAUUAAAUGACAUAUGUAUAUAUAUAAUAAGAGCUAUAAAAAUAGAUAGCACACGUUGUGAAACUCCCUCUAAUCUCGAGCUCUCUAGAUUCUAGAGCAAAUAGAAGUUUCUGGAACUAAAAUUUUUGUCAUUUUUGAAAAAUGCGUUUAUAAAAACUUCUAAAGUUAAUCAAUUAGGAUUGUCCAUAAAGGAAAGUAUAUUUCUCCAUGACUGAUCUAUUUGUUAGGAUCUAUGACUGACCUAUUUGUUAGGAUCUAUAACAUAUAUGUUUGUUAGAUAUAUAACUGAUCUAUAUGUUAGGCUCAUUAUGUGUGUUCAUCGAUGACUGACAUAUUUGUUAGGAUCUAUGACUGAUCUAUUUGAGAAAUUUCAAAAAAAAAAAUUAAUUAAUUUUAAAUAAAAUAACCACCAAUAUUUUAGUAAAAUGUUCAUUAGGGAGCACAAUCUCAAUAUAAAAAAAUCUUGUUGACGUCAAUCGAAUAAUUUAUAUUAGGCGGCCAACCACAUAUUUCGAAAGCAAAAAAAAUCCUAUAUUAGACCGCCCUCUUCCUUGAUGUAUCCUUCCUUUCUGGAAAACCCAAGUGCAAUGAGCUCUACCCACAGCACCAAAAAUAAGCAUUCAUAAUUUUACGUGAAAAAAGACAAAAUGAAGUCAAGUCUACGAAGUCCAGUGUCUCCUUAAUUGUAGCGUAAAGACCCCCCCCCCAACCCAUGGAUUAUAAAACAAUAAAUGGAACGGUGUAAAGAUAAUAGCGGUCUGCCAUAGACAUCACUUAAAGGGAUGAGUGGCAUUUACGGAAAACUGCAGUCAGCGGCUACAUUAUUUGAUCAUCCCGGGGUGAUUCGGGGGAGGGGGGGGGGAAGCACUAUCUGUGCCAAAGCUGUGGUAUAUUAGGAGUGCAUUGUUUUAAUUUGAAAAAGGCGGGGGUGGGGGGGGGGUGGGUGUGGUGUAAUGUCAAAACUUGUGGGGGGGGGGGGGGGGGGGAUUGGGGCCAUUCAACAUUUGAGGUGAUCAGGGUGUGCGACGGGUAACAAAAAAACAAAAAAAAACAAACAACUUGAGAAGCUCUGCCGUCAGCGUUGUAAUAUUGGUGUCACUUUGUUUCACAAGCGCAGCCGUUUGGUUCAGUCCAACACAAUGAUCACGUCACAUGUAACAUGACACAAAGCAGCAGUAUGCCACUUAACACAAGACACUGGUGAUUUCUUUUAAGACUUCAAAAACAAAUAUAAUGUAUUUCAUAGAUUUUCAGGGGACAUUUGACUCUAUUCGAAAUAUGACAGAGGGUCAGAUUUCAGGAUAACAGAUUUAAGGAUAAUAAUAAAUUUAUUAUUAAAAAAAUAUGAUAUUAUUAAAAUCUUUUACUUUGAGGAAUUUUGCACUGUAAAUGUCCGAAUGCGCCUGUGGACGUCAUCACACCAGGGGCUUGGGGUGGGGGAUGAUAAAUUACAAACGGACCAAUGUCAACUACGGGGGGGGGGGGGGUGGGGGUUGGGGUGAAUUGGGGAAAAAUGCCUAUUUCAUUCGGCAUCCUUUAUGGACAACAUCUUCACACAAUUUUAUGACCACCUCAUGUGACGCCAAUUACAAAUAAUAACAUGUUAUAUUACUAAGUUAUUUAUGUGUUUCGCAGGGCCCUAUGAAGAAGACGUUGUGUACGGACCAGAAGCUAACCUACAGGAACAUUACGACAACUGUCGCAAGAAUCCCAAACAUGAGCAGUUCACUCCGAUCACAUUAUUUGGGCCCCAGCAUCUUCCACCUCGCUACCAUAAGAAGUCAAUGUUUGAACUGGUCAAGACGCUAGGCGACCUGACGGUUAAACUAACUGUUACCAAUGUCAGUAGCAACAGACCGGAAACUUUUAAUGAGACACCUUAUCCACGUUUUAAAAAUCGUGGACAAAAGGGGUUCCUUUCGUAUGGCACGGGGCGUGUCGUUCAAGUGAAAAAAUACACAGUGACCGACGGUCAACCAUGUCCAUGUUUAAAUUGUAAAAAUUCAUCAGCUGUUCAAGAAUGGGCCCAAAUCAGGGUCGCAACGGCAACACACGUUGUGUUUGAUGAUGAAGAAGCACGACACACGCUUGUUCGAUGGGGCUAUGAUAGUGACACUUCCCAAGAAGUCUCAUUCCAUGGCACUAAAGCAGAGGCUGAUAUUGAAGGUGACGUUUGCCAUUUUUUCUCUGCGAUCCAUGACAUUUACUUCGCUGAUAAAUUGGCUGCUUCCAUUGAUAAGUACAAAAGGCUGAGCCAAAAAGUCUUUAAGAAAUAUGAAAGUACGACAAAAGAAGAAAAACUCGCCAUUAUAGUUUCACACCCUCACGGAUGUCCUAAGCAAGUUUCUGUUGGUCAGUGGACAAAAAGAACGGACAUCCAAAAACAGAAAUGGAUUACUGUGUAUGUUGACACUGACCAGGAGGACUCUGGUGACUCUAAUGAUACCAACUAUGAUGAUUCUUAUAGUUAUGAUGAUGACGGUACCCUUUUUGAUAACAAUGAUGAUGAUGAUGACAGUGAUGAUUAUGAUGCUAUCAAUAAUACUUACCUUACUAUUAAUCACUAUGGCCUCGCAGAUUUUGACCAAAAUGAUAACAAUGAUUCAGAUGAUAACAAUGAUUGGGAAGAUAAUAAUGAAUGGGAAGCGAACAAUGAUUGGGAAGAUAACAAUGAUUCGGAAGAUAACAAUGAUUCAGAUGAUAACAAUGAUUGGGAAGAUAAUAAUGAAUGGGAAGCGAACAAUGAUUGGGAAGAUAACAAUGAUUCGGAAGAUAACAAUGAUUCAGAUGAUAACAAUGUUUGGGAAGAUAACAAUGAUUGGGAAGAUAACAAUGAUUCAGAUGAAAACAAUGAUUGGGAAGAUAACAAUGAUUCAGAUGAUAACAAUGUUUGGGAAGAUAACAAUGAUUGGGAAGAUAACAAUGAUUCAGAUGAAAACAAUGAUUGGGAAGAUAACAACGAUUGGGAAGAUAAAAAUGAUUGGGAAGAUAACAAUGAUUGUUAUGAUGACAAUGAUAGUGAUGAUGACAAUGAUUGCGAUAGUGACAAUGAUUGUAAUGAUGAAAUUGAUCAUGAUGGUGACUACAAUGAUUAUGAUGAUGACGAUGAAUAUGAUGAUUAUGAUCCUAAUGAUUAUGAUGAUGACGACUAUACUGAAGGAAAAUACUGUCAAAGACUUGUCAACUCACACACCUGUUCAAAAUACAUCUACAAUGCCUGUACAUGUCCUGGAACCAGUGGGGCAACAGUGUUUUUGUUAGGUAGAGAUGACUGGACAACGGACCAUCUACACAGUCAGGGAACUGCAGAAGGUAACUGUAGUGGAUAUGCUUUUAAAAAUGAUCUCUGAUAGAACAUGUCGAACUACAAACACAAUCUCUGAUAGAACAUGUGGAACUACAAACACAAUCUCUGAUAGAACAUGACGAACUACAAACACAAUCUCUGAAUACUGUGAUGAAGAGUUCCUACUUAUAUGGAUUCGAGAUAAUUUUAUAAUUUCUAUAAAAAUAUAAUAACUGAUGGCAACUUUUCUUGUUUUAGUGAGAUUUGAUACCCGGUAUUGAAAUGCAGAUUUUUUAAAUAUUCAUACAACUCUCUAAUUUAAAAAAAAAAAAAAAAAUAAAAC